AGUUUUUUUCUUCUUUACCGUAAAGAAAGAAACGAGCGCAAGAACGAUGGCGGUUGACAUGAGCUCCCUGGGAUCACGCAUGAUGCAAUUCGACUCUGUACAAGACGAACUGGAGUAUUAUCGCAUGCAUGCGGAAAAUCUCGAGAGCACAUUACAAGAAACAAGAGCCGCACUCGAUGAAUUUCAAAUAUCCUCCCGUGAAUUGGAAGAAGAACUGGAGAAGGAAUUGCAAACCACUGAAAAGGCGUACAAGGAUCUGAAAGCACGUUGCGAACAAUCACGACGAGAUGCUGAAGAUUGGAAGGCAAAAUAUACCCAAGCAAAGCACGAGCAGAAUAUGUCCCAAAUGCAGAUGCAACGUGAGAUCGAUAUUCUUCGGGCGACAGAAGAAAUGUUUCGGAAGAAAAUUUUGGAGCUAGAACUAGACAACGAUGAUCUUGAACGGACAGAGAGAGCGGCUGCUUCGUCCUUGAGUGAUUUGGAGGUCAAGCUCAACAAAGCCAUUGAACGAAAUGUCAUUCUCGAGAACGAAAUUGCGACCAAGGACAGUUUAACAGAACAAACGCAACGAUUGAAAGAUGAACUUAAUGAGGUGAAUCAGGAAUUGUCGGUAUUACGGCAUAAAUCGUUGAAGCAAUCGGAAGCGAUCCAGGAAAUGGAAGCCAAAUUGGAAGCAUCGGAGAAAAAAUGCCGUGACAUGGAACAGCAACAACGCAUGUCACGUUCAUCCACACCCGAUGCUGGUUCGCUCUAUUUUGAACCCUACGGACGCAUGAGCUCAAGACCACGUAUACCCAGAGCAGGCAAUGUCGGAGACACGCCUGUUGCACUCUCUGUAGCAAGCUCCAACCCCGUGAAAAUGGUGCAGGAAAUGGUCGGAAGAGUUAGGAGUUUGGAGGCGCGUCUUCAAUCAUGUCGAUCUUUGGUAACCCCUCUUUUGAAUCCGCCUCCUUCCUACAGUUCAUCUAUUCCUGCCUCCAAUUACGGUCAAACUGAUACAGUCAUGACCAGUCGACCUUCCUCACCUAGCAGUAUUCGUUCCGGCAGUCCGAUGCAUUUUUCAAACAUCAAGGCACGACGACCCUCCGAGUACAUGAAGCAUUAAAGCAAUCCUCCAAUACACUAUAUUAUAUAUACAAAUGGCUGUUGAGAUUUGCUUAGGUUUAUCACCUUUUUAAACAGCUUUUUAUUUCAUGUCCACAAUAGCUUCAAAAAAUAUCCAGUACAGCUUUUUUUUUGUGAAUAUCUACGAUCAUGUCGCUUUAAAAACGAAAUACAGUGAUAAUUUCAUUGUAUCAAUGAUACAAGGAGAUAUCAUUUGGUCACAGCACACAAAUGCAUCUUGACUAUUUUUUUGAAAGUCACAC
Messenger RNA from Radiomyces spectabilis, 1367 nucleotides. RefSeq lists its product as uncharacterized. Gene Ontology annotation, cellular component: centrosome; kinesin complex; kinetochore. The record is from RefSeq and is a predicted model, not a curated record. Bases 47 to 1105 code for a protein of 352 amino acids. Gene Ontology annotation, molecular function: microtubule binding. Lineage: Eukaryota; Fungi; Mucoromycota; Mucoromycetes; Mucorales; Radiomycetaceae. Gene Ontology annotation, biological process: establishment of mitotic spindle orientation; microtubule nucleation; chromosome segregation. The transcript has 8 exons.